Molecule: messenger RNA, 2050 nt
Organism: Staurois parvus
Lineage: Eukaryota; Metazoa; Chordata; Amphibia; Anura; Ranidae
Source: the annotation of a GenBank genome assembly
UGCUUUAGUCCAAUUGUAAACCAGGGAACUCCACAACAGACCUCCAAGAAUUUUGGCAUCACCUCUCCUAUCAGCUUAGCGGUACCCAAGGAGACAGACUGCAGUCUCACUCAGAAACUCAUAGAGACUUUAAAACCUUAUGGCGUCUUUGAGGAAGAGGAGGAAUUACAGCGCAGAAUCUUAAUUCUGGGGAAGUUGAAUAAUUUGGUGAAAGAAUGGAUUCGUGAAAUCAGUGAACAGAAGCACCUGCCUCAGUCUGUAAUUGAGAAUGUUGGAGGCAAAAUAUUUACUUUUGGAUCAUACCGAUUGGGGGUCCAUACUAAAGGUGCUGAUAUCGAUGCCUUGUGUGUGGCACCUAGACAUGUUGAAAGAACGGACUUCUUUACAUCUUUUUAUGAGAAGCUGAAACUUCAAGAUGAAGUGAAGGACCUACGUGCUGUAGAAGAAGCAUAUGUGCCCGUGAUUAAACUUUGCUUUGAUGGGAUAGAGAUUGAUAUUUUAUUUGCAAGACUUGCACUUCAGACAAUUCCUGAGGACUUGGACCUGCGGGAUGAUAGCCUGCUUAAGAACUUGGAUAUCAGAUGUAUACGGAGUCUUAAUGGUUGUCGUGUAACUGAUGAAAUCCUUCAUUUAGUUCCGAACAUUGAUAACUUCAGGUUAACUUUAAGAGCAAUCAAACUUUGGGCCAAACGCCAUAACAUAUAUUCAAACAUCCUUGGAUUUCUUGGUGGCGUUUCCUGGGCUAUGUUAGUGGCAAGAACAUGCCAACUGUAUCCAAAUGCCAUAGCGUCUACUCUUGUCCAUAAGUUUUUUCCUGGUCUUUUCCAAAUGGGAAUGGCCUAACCCAGUGUUGCUGAAGCAACCAGAAGAGUGCAAUCUUAAUUUACCUGUGUGGGACCCAAGGGUGAAUCCCAGUGAUCGGUACCACCUAAUGCCUAUUAUCACCCCAGCCUACCCUCAGCAGAAUUCCACCUACAAUGUUUCUGUUUCUACAAGAAUGGUUAUGGUGGAAGAGUUUAAACGAGGGCUGGCUAUAACUGAUGAGAUCUUGUUGGGUAAAGCAGAGUGGUCAAAACUUUUCGAGGCUCCCAACUUCUUUCAGAAGUACAAGCAUUAUAUAAUCCUGCUUGCAAGUGCGCCGACCGAAAAGCAGCACCUGGAGUGGGUUGGUUUAGUGGAGUCGAAGAUCCGUAUUCUUGUCGGAAGUUUGGAAAAGAAUGAAUUCAUCACACUAGCCCAUGUCAACCCUCAAUCAUUCCCAGCCCCUGUUGAAAAUUCGGAAAAUGAAGAAUUUCGGACUAUGUGGGUAAUUGGACUUGUAUUUAAAAAGAUGGAAAACUCAGAAAAUCUCAGCGUUGACCUCACAUUUGACAUUCAGUCCUUCACAGAUACAGUUUAUAGACAAGCUAUAAACAGCAAGAUGUUUGAAGUAGACAUGAAGAUUGCAGCCAUGCAUGUGAAAAGGAAGCAACUUCAUCAGCUCCUACCCACACACGUGCUUCCUAAGAAGAAAAAGCAUUCUACGGAAGGUGUGAAGCUGGUGGGUCUGCAUGACAGCAGCAUGGACUUAUCAGUGGACAGUGACAACAGUAUGUCUGUGCCUUCUCCCACCAACACCACCAAGACCAAUCCAUUGAAUGCCUCAGGAUUGUCUCAGGGAAGCAGUCCAGCAACACCUGCGAACUCUUCCUUGACCAAUGUACCAAAUGCGGAGAGCAUCGUGCAGUCCUUGAACAAUUCCUUAGACUCAUCACGGGGUAGUCUGUACGAAAGCAUUCCCGCUGACACUGCCAUGUCGCCAGCUAUCUCUUCAACACCAAAACCUGUGGUGUCUCGGGUGGUGACCGCUACCCGACUGGUGAACCAAGUUCCAAAGCCUUUUUCAAGCAUUGCAGCGAAACUGCCAAGUCCAAUAGGGGGUGUAAAGCGGACAUCCUCUUCUCCGAAGGAGGGAAGUCCCAAGAGAGUCAAAACCGAAGAGGUGAUUUUAUAUUUUUGGUGUACUUUUAACUGGUUCUUCAUGGUAAACCUAGAUAGUAUGUCAAAUUGA